This is a messenger RNA of Vespa mandarinia (Asian giant hornet), 6858 nucleotides long. It is a transcript of the gene RhoGEF64C, whose product is annotated as Rho guanine nucleotide exchange factor at 64C. Gene Ontology annotation, molecular function: guanyl-nucleotide exchange factor activity. The record is from RefSeq and is a predicted model, not a curated record. Lineage: Eukaryota; Metazoa; Arthropoda; Insecta; Hymenoptera; Vespidae. Gene Ontology annotation, biological process: positive regulation of Rho protein signal transduction.
CUCUCACUCGUUCGCCGACGCUCGGCCCGUUCGGUUCACCUUGUGUCUUCUCUUAUUCGUCAUCUCUAUAUCUAUAUCCCUAUCUCUGUCUUUCUUUCUUUCAUUCCUUUUUCUUUUUUUUCUUUUUUCUUUUAAAUAUAUUAUCCCUUAUAACCAGACAAUAUCCAUUUGUCGUAGCCAUUUUCGUGCUGAUCUUUUGUGAUCGAUUGUAUCAAAAAAAGAAAAAAAAAAAAAGAAAAAAAAAAAGAAAGAUAAAAUAAAUAAAUAAAUAAAUGAACAAAUAAUAAAAUAAAAAGUAGAGCAUAAAUUUGAACUUGUGUAUUGGACUAACAAAAGGGAGCAUCGAAAUUAAUUAACGCGAGUGUUGAGAUGAAUUUUUGUUCUCUCUUUUUUCUUUUUUUUUUUUCUACCUUUUUUUUUUUUCCAUCGAAAAUUCAACAGUGCUCUGCGUCAUUGAUUUGUAGUUGAAUUCGGUCUUUCUUAUCUUUUUCUUUCCUUUUCUUUUCUUUUUUUUCUUCUUUCUUUUUUUUUUUCUUUUUUCGAACUCGUAGUUCUGUUUUAUCAGUGCGUAACGAAUUUGUAAGUAUUGGUUCUUACAAUUAGUGCGAUAUGAUCUUGCUCUGGAUACGAUUUCGGAUGGAUUAGAAGGCAGGCACAGGACGUUCGACGGCACGAGGAUGAAAGGUUACGAGGAUCGCAAAAGGGCGCGGAUUAGUGCUCCAAAAGAACAAAGGUCUUCGACCGUUACUAUCGGAAAUGACCAUGACGAGCGUGGCUGUCGGCCCGGGUAGCCUUGUAGCACCUCCAGCUAUGCUAACACCGAAGAUGUAUCAUCUACAGCAACCUUUAAAUCCAUCACCAUCUUCGCCCACAUCUGGGAAAAAUUACGAUACCCUAAGCAAGAACAAAAAAUCGUGGAGCGUAAGAUUGGGUUUAUCUCGACAGAAUCAAAACCCAGAUGAUCCUGUUAAGGGUUGGGGUACGAUAAGCAACGGUAGCGCACUGUCCCGUCAGAUGAUCUACGGGGACCCAUGGCUUUAUGGGACGGUUCGAUCGUCGAGACCUGGUCACGAUCCUCGAGCCUUUCUGACACCGGGACCCCCACCACCGGGUGCACCGCUUCUCGUGGUAUGUUCCUGCCCGGAGUUCCUUUGCGGAACUACCAGGAAACUCGGAAGCAAUUGCCGCAAGUGCGGUGGUCACCGAUUAGCUGGUGUACCUUUAGGAGGAACUUGCCGGUUACCAGCACCACCAUCGAGGUCCAGACCCAGUCUGGCAGGUGUACUGAAACCAGCGAUGGACGAUCCAUACGAUCAGAUGCGAAGGAACAGAUUGGUGGAGCCAAGAUCGAGAGCACGAAGUAUCUCGCCACACAGACCAUCGUCCCAACGAGAUUCACGAAGCCAGAGCGUAUUGAUGAGGAACGUGAAGGAACGAAAGGGUUCGAUCGAGGGUACUACUUCGAGAUUAGAGUGGUACGACAAGGAAGGUACGGUGCAUCCUCAUCAUUCUCAUCAUCAUCAUCAUCAGCAGCAGCAGCAGCAACAUCAACAACAACAACAACAACAGCAACAGCAACAACAGCAACAACAAUUACUACUACAACAACAACAACAACAACAACACGAGGAACCGGGAAGUCGCAAGUUACGACACAGCUUUGUUGGUGCAUCAAACGACUAUUGGUUGAAGGAGAAUCAAAAGGAGGAUGUACAAAGGAAUGGCGUAAUCGAUCGGCCAUGUCAAAGAUCGAUUCCGCGUACUUCGAAAAGAUCGAACGGGAUUGGAAGAAACAAGGAUAAUCAGGAUUGUUCAGUUUCAACGAAGACGUCCACGUUGACGUCAACGGAGACAUUGCCGACGACAUUGACAAGAACGAAAACGUCCAACUCGAAUGUACAAGAAAAUCACGGUGAUUCGAGAAGAAGUAUUCUCGAAUGUGACGUUAAUCCUUAUCUCCUAUUGAAGAAACAAAAAUACGAGGACGAUCUAAGCGACGAUCUAUCGGAUAAUGCAUUGGAACAGGAUGCGGAUAUGAGGACACCGUCGAAUCUAUUCGAUCCGUCCAAAGUUAAAUCAAUCGAAAGGAUACCAAACAGAGGAGCAGUGGCAACGAUAGGUGGUCAAAGGAUUCGUGUAUUCAAUGAGCCCAGAGAAAUAUCCGACGAUGAGGAGAAUACACCGGUCACGAGGAUACCGAUACCAAAGGUAUCGCCGAAAAGACCACCAAGAAAAUUGAAGGAAGCUAAGCAAACAUUAAAGAGUAUUUUAAAAAGGGGCCGUGUAAUUGAGAGUAAGAGAAAGAACGUUUUGUUCAAGGUCGAUAACGUUAUAUUUGCACCCGAGAAACCAUCCGAGGCUACGCGACUUUCAUGGAGUAGAAUCGGUAGGUUCGCCAAUUGUACGAAGGACACGCGAAAAGAGGAAUCCGAGGAAGAUGACGAAGACGAGGAAGAUGAUAGGCCAAUUAUAAUCGAGGAGGAUGAAGAGGAGGAGGAGGAGGAGGAAGAAGAAGAACCAAUCGUACCUAAGGAACAACAAGAGAAACAUAAAUUCAUAACCAUACCCAAUAUCAGUGAUCCCAAAGCUGACAGAAGUAAAAGCAAAGAUUCUAAGAUCCUUACGCAAGUUAGGAACGUUCCGGCGCAUAUAAAUUCUUCGAAGGUCGACAAUCUUGUUGUUACCAAGUCGAUCGAUAACGUUGAUAUACGUAAGAAGUCUUGCCAAGAGAUCGAGGCGAUCAGAUCGAACGAGAACGUCAUCUCUUCGUCCAAGUACGAGAAAUCCGGAGAGGAAUCUUACGUAAAGUGUAAGAAGAUAGACAACGAUCAGAUCAAGUUGGAGGACGAAACGGAAUUGGAGAUCGAGAUUGAAGAAUUGAACGAUAGGAUUCCGUGUAUCGCAGUUGACGAGAAGGAUCUAAUCCUUAGGUCGGAAGAGAACUCGAGAAGACCUUUCUUGUCGCGUAGCCAAAGUGACCGAUCGUUCAGCAAGCCGCAAGUUUCGGCAACAAAUGUUUAUUUCGCCGAUACGAUGCGUCUAAGUCUAGGGAAGAAAAUAAAAGAAUCCUCGUCGGCGUUAAUAACUCUAACGAACGAAUCGAUGAAAAGUACGAUGUACGUCGAUCAUGAUCUAUCAAAAAAACCAGAAAUUAUUAAUACAAUUACAGAUCCAAUAGUUCGUACUGAUACCGAAACUAUAAAAAUAGAAUCUCAACAAGAUAUUACGAAAGAAUCAAGAAUAUCAGACAAAAAUUUCGAAAUUAAUGACAAAGAAGUAGAAACAGUUGGAUCAUCGUUGACGAAAGAUCAAGAAAAUCUAGUACAGGAACAUUUUCGUGGUAUGAAACCAACGAGUUGGUCUCCACCACCUGGACGACAAAAGCAUCGUUUUAAGAUCAAUGAUUCCGAAACGAUUAACGAAGAUUUAGGUGGUUCUGGAUCGAUACAGGAUCAUAGAAGAUCGGUAUCAUCAGCUUCUACCUUAUCCUGGAACUCUAAUAGUUCGCAUGGAUCAUCGAAAAUUGAAAUAGGACCGGCAUUAUCAACCGAAAGUAAUGUUUGCAAGAUCACGGUUAGUCCACGAGCAUCGCCAUUGGUUCAUAGAUUACAAAUAGGACCUGGACUUCCAAAAACAGCUAAGAGAACGUCGAUAUUGAUAAAUGGUGAUCAAAGUUCCGGUGUUGAAUCUACUCCUGAUAACAAAGUCACCAUCAGUGUUGGCGGCGAGGACAGUGUUUGCAAUCCAACAGUGAUAUCAGUCAAUUCCGACAUCGUUCCAAAGAUUCAAAGUUCCGUUGAAAAUCGUACCUUGGUUAUAUUAGAUAAUUAUAAAUCUAACAUCGUUGUCGAAUCGACUAACGAUGAUACUAGAUCGAAACAAACUAAAAUCGAGUGUCAAAAAAACGAGGAACGUUCGAGGAACCUUGAAGACACAUUAUCAUUAUCAUCAAAGCAAGAUAAGCCUGUCAUCAAUAUCUUAGAAGAUACAACCGUUAAAUUGGAUAAACAAUCUAGAAACAUUAACGAUACAGCAAUAUCCACAAAAUCCAAUCAUUUAUCACGUGUGAUUUGUUCGCAUGAGGAAACGAAAAAUCAGAUUGAAGAAAAAUUUAAAGAAACUGAUGAUUCCACCCCCAAAUGGUCUGAUCUUUCAAAAGAAGUUAUGAUAUCUAAACUUUUGGAAGGAUCAUUGAGAAAAGCACGUGAAAAUGGUGAGAUAUUGGAUCAUGACAGUGGCGAAGCUAUCUUGAAGAUUUUAAAACAGAGCUUGUUAAAAAGCAAAGAAUACGAAAGUUCAGAGUCAACGUUAGAGGCCAAUUAUUCUAGAUCAUCUAGCUUGAACUCUGACACCGAUUUCGUUUCAACUAAUCUUUUUCUCGAAGAAAAUCCUUACGAAGUAAUAAAAGAACCAAUUUAUGAAGAGAUCCCCGACGAGCCACCACCAUUACCAUUAAGCCCACCACCUUCGGAAGAUUUCCUUAAAGACAGAAUUUAUUUCAGUGACGUCGAUUAUUAUAAAAAGGUUGGAUCUGGCGAAUAUAUGGGUUCUUAUUUAUCGGAGGAAGUUUUCAAAAAAACAAACUCAGACGAUCUAGCUGAAUCCUAUCUAUCAAAGAGUCCUGAGGAUUUCUUUAAAAAGAUAUCACUAUCGCCUGACGAAGAAAACAUUUCGACUAAAUUUGAAUUACUUAAUUUUCUGAUGGAUUCGAAAGAUCGUACAACAACUGUUGAUGAGGAGGACGAGGAGGAUGAUGACGAGGAGGAGGAUACUGAAGGUGACCUUGAGGCACUCUAUGAACAAAAGGAAACCAGUUUAGGCGAUCUCAGUUCUAAGAGUUCACAAAUUUCAAAUGUUUCUGACAGCAGCGAGGAAUGUAAUAUUAUCUUGACUAAUUUGCCGGAAACAUUGAAGUCAAGAACGGUGGACAUCGAAAGGACCGAUAGCGGUGUUGGGUCAGAAAGUAGUCAAGCUAGUAGUACUCGAGGUGUGGCAAGAAGAUGGAGAAGCGGGAACGUUUCGUCCGGACCAGGAAGUCUACUUAGCGGAAUACCGCAAGUGAUUUCCGGUGAUACGAAACUCUGUGAGGAUUGUGAACAACGUUUGGAUCCUUUGAUAACGGACAGUGGAGUCGUUUAUGCACCCUUUGUAUGCAGGAAGUGUUCCAAGAAAAGAGCCGAACGGAAGGAGAUCAUUACAGAGAUCGUUGAGACCGAACAAAAAUACGGCAGAGAUCUACAAAUUAUUCUUGAAGAAUUUCAUCGUCCGAUGCUGAAUGCAGGUCUUCUUACGUCUGAACAAUUGUCAGCCAUCUUUCUCAAUGUCGAAGAAUUAUUAGAACAUAAUCUUGUUCUCGCUGAAAAGUUGAAGGAUUCGGUUGAAUUUGCUCAGGAAUCGGGUGAUGAAGAUCUUCUAACAGUAGACGUCGGUAAAAUAUUUUUGGAAUCGGAAAGGAUGCUUCAUGCAUUCGAAAGUUAUUGCACUCGACAAGGCAGUGCAAGUUUGCUUUUACAAAAUUUAGAAAAGGAAAAGGAACUUCUUCGUAUUUUUCUGAGGGUCUCUCAAAUGGAGAACACUGUUCUACGUAGAAUGAAUCUUAAUUCUUUUCUAAUGGUCCCAGUUCAAAGAGUAACUAAAUAUCCAUUAUUAUUGGCACGAUUGUUAAAAGCUACGCCAUCAGUCCGACCAGAUAUUCAAGAAGCGAAGAAGAGACUCAAACAAGCUCAAACUAAUAUAGAAUUGCAUUUAGAACAUAUGAAUGCUGAAGCCAAGGAUGUUACGUCUACAAAAUUAUGGAGAAGAAUUUCAAUUAUACAAAAUGGUAGACGAUCAACCGGCGAGCAAGAUAUGGUUAACAUCAAAUUAAGAAAGAUGGCUGUAGAAAUUUUGGAAUGGGCUCAUGAAGAGGCAAGAUUUGUUCUGGAAGGUCGUCUCUUGGUUGCUCAGCCAACGGACAAUAAUUGGAGACGAGGUAGAACUGUCAAGCUAUCUCCUGUUACUGCCAUGCUUGUCACAAAUGGCAAGCCAACCAUUGAAUAUUUGGAAUUCAAUGAUGAUUCACUUUUUCCAAGACACAUAGGUAUCAAGGAUGCAACUUUACUUUUGGUGAAAGAAAAAAUUGGUCGUUAUUCUUUAUUACGCGAACCCUUGUAUCUCGACAAAUGUAUAGUAUGUUGUGAAACUAAUCUUGAGGAUUAUUUUGAAAUACAAGAAUUGUCUUCCAAGGAAACGUUUAUAUUCAAGGCUGAGGAUGGCGCCAGAACGAAAAGAUGGUGUAGAACAUUGCAAGCUCAUGCACAAUCUCUAGGUGCUUGGCGCAAACGUCGUGGAGCUUUACCUAAUAUCAUGAUAUGCGGCGUUGCUAGAAAUUAAUAGAACAAAAUCACAAUGAAUUUGAAUAAGGCGAGAGUAAUAUUAAAUCGCAAAUUACCAAAUUAUUGCAAAUUAGUUGCACAAUUUUUUUUUUUUUUUUUUUUUUUGCGAAAGAAAAGAAAAACGGAAGGAAGUGGGGAGAAAAAAAGGCAAGGAAUAUAUUUCUCCAAAGUAAAUUAUAAAUUAAAAUCAAUAGGAAAAUUUGCUUUACGAUGAUUUCCACUGCACUUCGAUAUAUUGUCGAAGAGCAAACAGAAAGUCUUUGGAACUUUUGAUUUAGUCUAUAUUAUUGACUAAAUCGAUUAUCGUUUCAUUUUCUUUUUUUUUUUCUUUUUUUUUCUUUUUUUUUUGUGUGUAUGUGUUCGAUUAUACAGUACGUUGCAGAAACUCAAGUUUCCUACGUAACUGUAAUCAUAAUAGGACGCAACGAAUUUUCUUUAUCGAUUCCUAACUAAUAUAUAAUCAUAAUUAUAUAAUACAUAUAAU